AUGACAUCCAACGAUGUGCGCGACAUUCUCUCCCUACCGGAGCGAUCGGGCUCUCGCCCCUCCUCCUCAGCACACGCAUUCUCCUCAUCAUCCAAACCGCGCAAGUCAUCCAGCUCGAACAACCCACAUCCAUCCACUGCAGCAUCCGCCUCUCGUUCCAAGCCCAAGUACGACGGCAUGACACGAGAACUCUUCGCCCUUCUCGGCGACAACGCCCCCACGCUCGCAAUGACACAUGGGCUCGACGCCGAGGGAAAACCAGGUAUGGGAAUGGGAGCGUUGUUCAAGCCCAAAUUCAAGCGUCGCAAGGAGAAAGUGAGACAGUGGCGAUGGACUCCUUUCCUCAACUCGGCUCGUGACGAUACGCAGAUCGAUGACGAAACGCCAGAGAUCAACAACGGGCUCGUGCUGCAUCAUUGGGCACCUGCUAGUCAGUCGACAGCAGCGGCAGCGGCGGCGGCGGCGGCAGGAGACGGACAGCUGCUCGAAGACGCUGAUCCGGAGACAAAGUAUCAGUACGCCGAGUUCAACACCAACUCCGGCGUCUACAGCUACUCGAACGACGAAUACAUCCAGCACCUACGAGACGAUGACUGGACCAAAGAAGAGACCGACUAUCUCAUGGAGCUCUGCACCGCCUACGACCUACGCUUCGUAGUCAUCCACGAUCGAUACGACUGGGCAGCCGCCCAACCUUCGUUCCUCGCCGGAUCCGCCUCGGCCAUCGCACAACCGGCCAAAGAGAGGUCGAUGGAGGAUCUCAAAGCACGCUACUACGCCAUCUGUCGACGACUCAUCCGGUCUCGGAUCUCGACCGACGACGUGGAAACCCGACAGAUGCUGCUGAGCACCUACGCCUUCGACAAGCAGCGCGAGGUGGAACGCAAAAAAGCAGUCGCGCGGCUCUACACGCGCACACCGGAACAGCUAGCAGAGGAAGAGGCGUUGUAUGUGGAGAUUCGACGCAUCGAACAAAACGAAGCCAAAUACGCAUCCGAACGCGAAGAGCUUUUGCGUUUGUUGGGAGGAUGGGAGAGCCUGCCGAGCUCCAGUCCGCAUGCUGUCGCAGCUGCAGGGUCGGGUAUCGCAAGCUUGUUGGGAGGUGAAGAGGACCCGAGCUCCAAAGGUCGUGCCGGUGGUGCCAACAAGAAGCGCAAGCUUCAGCAGAUCGAAGACAUCGGCACGCCGGGAGCGGAAGAUGCUGCUACCGCUGCCCCCGUCGUGCAGAGACCGUCAGCGAAUUUGACGAGCAAGCAACGCGCAGAAUUGCGUCAGGCGCAGUUCGACGAGAUGCAAUGCAUCGUCAGAUUCACCCCCAACUUAGCUACCACCGAGGCUCUCUCCGCCGCGGGCAUCCCCGCCCCACCCACCGUUGCAGCCGCUCAAUCCACACGACCUCCCUACGCCCAUCUCGUCGGAACCGCAUCCACCCUUCCCGCCAUCACCACCAACCCCGCCAACCCUACUUCCGGUCACGGCGUCUACCUGCGCUCAUCUCGAAUGCUCGCGCCUCGACCGAAUUUGGUGCUGAAAACAACCCAGCUUCUCGCGGAAUCCGAUCCGCCAGUGGCACCGAGAUUGAUCUUCCCUACGGCCAAGAAUGUGGAGAAGUGGGAGAAUCUGAUUGGAGCGGUGACGACGGGGUUGGAGUUGAGGAAGCAGCUGGAAAGGGUGAAUGCCGAAUUGAGGAUUGCUAAGCAGAGGAUUGCGCAGGCGGUGCAGCAGGGGGCGGGGAAAGCUACGCCGAGCGGUGCAGAGGCCGAGACUGAUACGGUCACCACGGCGGAUCCGUCAAACGGUAGUCUCGCUGCUACCGCUGCGGGCCAAGGUGACGAGGUGGCCGUCAAGACCGAGUAA
Molecule: messenger RNA, 1857 nt
Organism: Pseudozyma hubeiensis SY62
Lineage: Eukaryota; Fungi; Basidiomycota; Ustilaginomycetes; Ustilaginales; Ustilaginaceae
Exons: 1
Coding region: 1-1857 (618 amino acids)
Biological process (GO): negative regulation of transcription by RNA polymerase II; chromatin remodeling; DNA repair
Cellular component (GO): Swr1 complex; NuA4 histone acetyltransferase complex
Molecular function (GO): transcription corepressor activity
Source: RefSeq, a predicted model, not a curated record